CGUCGUGCUCGGUGGACGCGUUUUUUUGGAAGUUAUCUCUCCGGUUCGGAGCUUCCGGACCUCGGUGAAGCUGUGGAGGCAAGUUCCGGCUGGGAGUGGUUCCGGGAAAUUACGGUUCCUUUUUUCGCUGAAGGUCUAACUUGUGCUCCGAGAAUAGACCAACUUAAAUGGGACGAGUCCCGGACGGGCGGACGAUUGCCAGCGGUUUCUUUGAUGGGGGGAUGAACUUUGCCGAAGACAUCGAAACGAUCCGUGUGCUUUAGAAAGGAUACAAUCGCAGCAGGUGUCAACUGUGAUUGUGCGCGGGUUUGUGUGUGUGUGUGGCGUGAUGAGAAAGUUUAUUUACAGUGGAAAUUCAUCGCGGAAAAGCGCGCCAAACAGUGAAUAAAGUUCGCGCUGGGAGUUUUCCGUUCAAAUAAAUAUAUACGGUUAAUGUUUAGAAUUUAAAGUAAAUAUUGUCUGUGCAAACUCAAUGUCUGAUCGUGGCAGCUGUAUUUGUGUGCUUUAGUUUGUGUGAAUCUCACAAGAGAUGGAGAAAAAAAAAAUGUUAAAAUGUCUAUCACAGGAAAAUUAAAGUAAGUUAGCCAGCGUGUAAAUCUCGAUGUUAAAAUAAAGUAAUCAGCGAAGCUCAGCCUACACGUGCUUGUGUGUAUUGGUGUCUGUACACGAACGAGAGUAUUGAAUUGUUAUCAGUGUUUUGUCCACCGAUUAACCCCCGCCGCUUAAAAGUUAAACAGAACGUGUAAAAAGUGAAUAUUGCGGAAGAUGUUGUGUACAAACACUUUAAUGAUUCAUCUGCGCUAAUUACCAUUGUUGUUGUGCGGUAAAGUAAAUAAAUCGCAGCAGGCGGUGUGUGUGUGUGUGUGGGUGCAGCGCCGCAUUACACUAAGUGUGUGCGUGUGUUUGUGUGUGUGUGUGUGCUUUGUUCCGGAGCUGGAACGUGAAACCCAAAGUGUGCUGUGCCGUGGUUUUGCUCCGGCUAUCUGCGUUCUUGUAAACAAGAUCAAAAAUAAAGGGGGAAGGAGGAGGAAAAACAUAAUCCGACUUUUAUUCUGUGGGAGGAAGGAAACUUUGGAAGAUUACACCCGUUGCCAAGGUGCGCUCGCUGUUGGCCGGAAGAUCGAGGAGAAACUGAUAGAACAGCGCGCAAAAGCACCCACCCUCGCCCGUUGGUGAGGGGGACAGACUCCCCGCGCCCGCACCAUGACAUCUCCCCUGCCCCUGCUGCGUUCGUUCUCGACGGAAAACCAGAACCGGGACUGGUGCAAACGGUUCUCGCUGCGGGUCAACCGGAAGGCGGGCACCGAUGGGAAGCUGGACUUUGCCACGAUCCGGAAGAACAAGUUCGCCCGGCGCUGUUCGUCCCUGCGCCAGCAGCCAACCGAUCCGGCCACUCCGGGGGCGGGCGGCCCGUCGGCGGCCAGCGUCGUACUGGAGCUGGGCUCCUCGUCGAACGCGUCGCCCGCCCAGUCGAUGACCAUCCACGAGAACAACUCGCCCAAAAAGCCCAAAUGGGAGGUGAUUGAGCACUUCAAGAGCUCGAACCGCGGCCCGGAAUCGAUCAGCAGCAGUUUGAUUGCGGCAGGAGUGACGGCAUUCAAUUUGGACGAUACCACCUCCAACUACUCCGGGACGACGUCGAUCCGGAAGAAGAGCUUCCAGAUUUAUGGCGCGGCGGCACCAGAUGAGCUGGAACCGCUCAACAAUGGCAACCACAACGGAGGAGGAGGAGGAGCCACCCCCGGUGCCAGCGAACCAGUUUGGGACAGCUCUCGGUGCUGGAACCAGGUCAAAUGCCUCUUCAACGGCAUCAUCUGUUCGCACAAGUUCAAAAAUGUCCAGGUCGAGAUGCUGUACCAGCGGUACUUUCUCCGGAUGAACCAAAGCAACACGGUGCACAUCGUCUGGCUGCUGCUGGGAUUAAUCUUCAUCCUGGCGCUAAUACAUCUGGUGUUUACCUUCAUCCUGCAGCAGUCACUCGAGGGCUGUCACGGAUAUGACGGUGGCGUUGGCGGGGAUGGCGCGGACGCUUCCGACGCCUGGAACUCAUCAUCAUUAUUGUCGUCAUCGAUGGCAACCCUGCUACCAGAGUCGUCUUCGUUGCCAACGCGAUUAUCGCCGAGCAUUCCGGGCACGGACGCCCAACUUCCGGUCGACGACAAGGGAGGAGGUGGGGCGGACAUGCUUCCGGUUUCGAACGACAACACGGAGGGGGACGAUCGGCGGGGGGCACGGAGUGAAAGUGUGAUUAGUGACGGUAGUGAAAGUGGCAACACUGGCGGUAAAUUGGUUCCGGAGGGGGAGAAAGAGGGGGUGGCGAUUAGUGAGGGUGAGUGGGAGAUGGAGUGGAGGAAGUGGAGACGCCGGAGAACAAUCGGAACCGGAAGUGGUGAAGGUGGUGAUGAGACUGGGGAUGCUGCAGGGCAACGAGUGAACGAGAGAAGCCCCAUUACCGGCCCCGAUGACAGCGGCGAUAACGAUGUUAUGACCGCAUUCGCGGCCAACUAUGACCAGCAGCAGCAGGGCACGUCCUCCGCUGUCGAUGACCCCGCCUUGGCCGUGGUUGUCCUGCCAACGCCGGCCCGGCCACAGUUUACUUCGAUCUACAACGAGUCGGCGAACGGGACGUCGGCGGCGGACGGGGAAGGUGCGGAGCCGGAAUUUUGCAGCCGGGACUACUUCACCCUGCUCAAGGACAACAUGACCCAGCUGAUCCUGAUCGGGGUCUGUGCGACGGUGUACGCGCUGCUGCUGGCCUGCCUGUACAAGCAGCACAUCAACGAGAUUUACCUGUUCCAGGUGUCGUACGUGGUCAUGGUCACGCUGCUGGCGUUGGACGUGUGCUUCAGCUUUACCACGUCGGCCAAAAAGUUCACCUCGUCCGGUGGCUGCACCGUCAUCGCGAUCUACAUCAUCUACACGAUGCUCCCGAUCCGGCUGCGGGAGGCCGUCGUCGGGGGCACCCUCCUGUCGCUGUCCCACGUGCUGCUGACCUUCUUCAUGAACGAAACGGACGACCACGAGGUGCUCCUGUCGGACCUGAUCACGCUGGCCUGCACGAACGCGACCGGCAUCCUGCUGCACUGGCCCAAGGAGAGGUCCCAGCGGAACGCGUUCAUGGAGACGCGCCAGUGCGUCGAGGCCCGGUUACGGAUCCAGCGGGAGAACCAGAAGCAGGAGCAACUGCUGCUGUCCGUGUUGCCGCGGCACGUGGCCAUGGAGAUGAAGAACGACAUUGCGGGUCAGCCCCAGGAGGCUCAGUUUCAUAAGAUCUACAUCCAACGGCACGAGAACGUGAGCAUUCUGUUUGCGGACAUUUGCGGCUUCACGAGCCUCUCGGACCAGUGCACGGCGGAGGAGCUGGUCCGGCUGUUGAACGAGCUGUUUGCGAGGUUCGAUCGGCUCGCCCAGGAGCAUCACUGCCUGCGGAUCAAGUUGCUGGGAGAUUGUUACUAUUGUGUGUCCGGACUGCCGGAAGCUCGGCCGGAUCACGCGGCUUGCGCUGUUGAGAUGGGUUUGGACAUGAUCGACGCGAUCGCGCUGGUUCGCGAGGUGAUGGCGGUCAACGUGAACAUGCGGGUGGGGAUCCACACGGGGCGGGUUCACUGUGGAGUGCUGGGGCUGCGCAAGUGGCAGUUUGACGUGUGGUCCAACGACGUGACGUUGGCGAACUACAUGGAGAGUGGGGGCGUUCCGGGGCGGGUUCACAUCACCAAGGAGACGCUCAAGUGUCUCGGGGAUCACUACGAGGUGGAGGAGGGGCACGGUGCCGAUCGGAACAACUACCUGAAGGAUCACCAGAUCCAGACGUAUCUGAUCGUGCCGAAGGAGUCGUAUCGAGCGCACACCAUGUCCAAGCAGUCGUCCUCGGUGAACGGCAACAUUUCGAAGGAACUCCGCAUGAUGGGCCACUGGUCCAAGAUGGGCUUCAACGACAAGCAGGAGCCGAAGAGCACCGAGGAGGAGGUCAACGAGUAUCUGAUCAAGGCGAUCGACGCCCGGUCGAUUGAUCGGCUCCGGCUGGACCACUGCAAGCGCUUCCAUCUGACGUUCAUCAAGGACGACAUCGAGCGCAAGUAUUGCCACGAGCCGGACCCGAUGCUGAACGUGUACUUUUACUGCAGCAUCAUCAUCUUCUUCGGGAUCAUGUCGAUCCAGGUGCUGGUGUUUUCGAUGGACCGGUACAGCUACUGGGUGUACGGAGUUUUAACCGUAACCCUGCUGGUGUCUUGUGUUCCUGUCUUCUCGAGGGAAGACACUAAAAUUUCAAACUUCUUCCGCGCGAUGUCACUGAAGAUCCACGGCCGCCGGGAGGUUGCACAAGUGAUAUCGCUCUGUGUCGUCAUUACUGUGAUAUGUUUGUCUUAUUACAAACUGACUUUUAUCUUUUAUCUAUCGCUUACCGACGAGUAUUCUCUAGUACGGCCUAAUAACUGUAAAGAGUCGAAAAUUAUCAAUAUUCUGCUACUGCUUACCUUGCUUGCCUUACUGACCUGUGCGGUGCAUCAGUUUAUCAAGAUUCUGUUCAAGAUCAUCCUGCUGGUGGUCAUCCUGGUGUGCUACAUCGUGUCGAUCGUGGUGCUGGCGCUGAUCUUCGACCGGCACUGCGAGCCGUGGUUUCUCACCACGGAACGCUUCCUGAUCGACGUGGCCUUCCUGGUGGUGUUCGUCGUCGGCCAGAUCAUGCACAGCCAGCAGACGGAAAUCACCCGCCGGCUGGACUUUAUCUGGAAGCUGCAGGCGACCGAGGAGAAGGAGGACAUGGAGCACCUGCAGGCCUACAACCGGAAGCUGCUGGCGAACAUCCUGCCGGUGCACGUGGCGGACCACUUUUUGCGCCGCGAGAAGAACAUCGAGGAAAUCUACCACGAGCAGUGCGACAAGGUGUGCGUGAUGUUUGCGUCGAUUCCGAACUUUUCCGAGUUUUACAUCGAACUGGAGGGCAACAACGAGGGCGUCGAGUGUCUGCGGUUGCUCAACGAAAUCAUCGUCGACUUUGACGAUCUGCUCGCGCUGGACCGGUUCCGGCACGUGGAGAAGAUCAAGACCACCGGCUCGACGUACAUGGCUGCGUCGGGCUUAACGUUGGAUAGCUGCGAUACGGCCGAGUUUGGCCACGUGGUGGCGAUGCUCGAUUACGCGCUGGAGCUGUUCCAGAAGAUUACGGACGUGAACGAACACUCGUUCAACAACUUCCGGAUGCGGAUCGGCAUCAACAUCGGCCCGGUGGUCGCGGGGGUGAUCGGCACGCGCAAGCCCCAGUACGACAUCUGGGGCAACGCCGUCAACGUGGCCUCCCGGAUGGACUCGACCGGCGUGAUGGACCACGUCCAGGUGACGGAGGACGUGUACGAGAUCGUCAAGGAUCGCGCCUACAACCUGACCUGCCGGGGGACGAUCAACGUGAAGGGGAAGGGCACCAUGGUCACGUACCUGAUGCCGGGCAUCGCCAAGGAGCAGAACUAAGGAGGUCGUGAGUAUUUUUGUUUUGAUUUUUUUUAACUUAACUUUGAACUUAGUUAGCCUGCGACUUACUUUUUUUUUAACCACGAACAAUUCCUACGAAAUCGAAAGUAUUCUCAGACAUAUCACGAGUGUGUUGAUUUUUAUAUGGUAGCUAAUGUAGUAGAAAUGUGUACAAUUGUAGCAUUCGAAACAGUGAGUGACAAAAUAGUCCGUAAAUAUUGGUAAAAUGAUAAAAUGUUAGUGAGCUAAUUAAAACAAAAAAAAAAGUCUAUGACUUUAAUGAAUUCGUUCUAGCACGUGACAAUAUGCUUCGAAAAUUUAAAAGUUGCAAUUGAUGAGCAGAAUUUCCAACGACGAAUUUGUAAUUGCUUUUCGUGUGUUUGAAUUUAUUUCAAAUAGUUUUUGAAACUUUACAUUAUUUCAACAAAUUACAUCUAAGGCACUGUCUCGAAUGAACCUAGCAUCAAUGAAGCACUAACCUUAAUGUUUAAGACCAAAGGUCCAACCCCAACAAAUGACUGAUUUAGUCCUUUAUAGAAAUCUGUUAGCUUUAACCCCAUCCAAACGCAUCGUAGCAACCUUUGUGUUUAAUAAAAAAAAUCACCAAAAAAUCACACAGAAAAUAUCACAAAUCAAAAUUUAAUCUUAGCAGGCUAUGACCUAACCUAAACAUGAAGGCCAUCAAACAACAAACAAACAAACAAACAAACAAACAAAAACGUCAAAAACCAUGAGGCUGUCAAUUAUGAUAAAGCAUUCGGCAAAUUUUCCACAAAAAAAGAACAAACCAUAAAAAAGCAGCCAGCUCUGCAAGAUUAUAAUCAAAACGAGAUAAACGAAAAAGUUUCACCCCAGUUCAUCUGCCCUUGACGUUUCGAGCUGUUUGUUUUUAUCCCCGAGAGAUGGCCCCACUAAAUGAAGAGGCGAAUCAUUUUGGCAGUCUCGAUUUGCCGGUGUGGAACGGAAGUUAUCUUUAACUCUAAAUGCUCAAGCAACGUGCUGGAUGGGAAACUUUAUCAAACACAUUGGAUUUGAAACUAAUCAAAAGCAUAACCCCUGCAAAGUGAAAGAAAAGCGAUUCACAGCAGGCUGGGAGACCAAAAAUGAUAAAGAUUGAUGAGAGAGAGAGAGAGAGAGAGAGAGAGAGAGAGAGAGAAAAACGAAAGAGGAAAGUUUAAUAACUGUUGGGAAUUGUGUUUAGAUGGAAUUUAAAAAAGAGAAAAAAUAACAAAGAAAGGCAUCAGAGCCAAAGAGAAUCAAAUUGCUACAAGUAAUUAUAAUGCUAUAUAUAUUUAACACCGUUGAUGGAUGAUACAUUCUUCGUGGAGGAAUGAGGCAGGACAGCAAAAAAAA
Culex quinquefasciatus (southern house mosquito) is the source of this 6819-nucleotide messenger RNA. Its product is annotated as adenylate cyclase type 6. The record is from RefSeq and is a predicted model, not a curated record. Gene Ontology annotation, biological process: intracellular signal transduction; adenylate cyclase-inhibiting G protein-coupled receptor signaling pathway; adenylate cyclase-activating G protein-coupled receptor signaling pathway. Gene Ontology annotation, molecular function: adenylate cyclase activity. Gene Ontology annotation, cellular component: plasma membrane. Bases 1204 to 5466 code for a protein of 1420 amino acids. Lineage: Eukaryota; Metazoa; Arthropoda; Insecta; Diptera; Culicidae. The transcript has 18 exons.